AGAGAAGAGCGCGUGCGCAUCCUACCGCGCAUGCGCUGUACACUACCCCGCCCAGAGCCGUAAUGUAAUAUUGUACCGAAUUACCGGACUUACAACUCUGAACAUUAUUCGUAUCGUUCGCGCAUUUUUUCGUUGACUUAGAACAAUUUUUUUUCGAGUGCGUGCUACACUAAACAAACUCACGCGCAGUGAUUAAUACAUAACGACAUUUCACCGGGCGAUCGAUCACAUACAACCGAUAUUUCGUUGGCGACAUCGUCGACCGAUAAUCGAACCGACGUCCCGACAUUUUUUUUUGUUUUCGUACACUAAUUUAUUUAUCCUCAUUAAGUGUGAUGGACGAGACCGGUCACAUUUUUAAAUAUAACUCAUUUAUGUGGUGACCGUGGGUGGAACUUUGUAAUAAGACUGUGAAUUAAAAGAUGGAGACUUUGGUGUUGAUUCCUCAAGACUUGAGCCUGGCUUUGAGGCCUGGUGGCGCGAGAGGUCGUGAGGCUUCCGUCAGCGUGUGGACCUCGGCUGAGCUUCCUCGAGGGUCCUUACUGUACCCGUUCCAGGGCACAAUAAGGAUUGAUAAGCUUCAUGUUUACUCAUACGUUCCGGACCAUGAUAUACGGCACAGAUUCGGUUUGUUCGAUGAAGUGUGUACUUCUGGUGGAGUCCAAGUCCGCCACUGUAAUUGGGUUCGAUUUCUGCGAGUGUCAGAUAACUAUGGACCACAAGUAAACCUAGUCUGCACAAAAGUCAAGGGUGAGCCGGUCUAUGAAGCGGUGAAGCCUGUGUCAGCACACACAGAGCUGGUGGUCUACUACCUUCCUGAGAGACCUGAGGAGAUGUUCUUCGUGAAGAUGAGGAACAACCUUUACAGACAAACUAUGGACUCGAUAUUGGAAGAUUCACCACUAGACCUAUCCACAUCACUUCUCUCCAGGGUGCUUCUUCCAAUAUCCCCUCCUUCUGGUGCAGAAGAUGAACACAAAUCCGUAUCAGGAGAUUCCCUCACGUCAUCAUCAGCCGGUUCAUCAAACGAACUCCUGGAUAUGACUCCUAAAAAAAGAAGACCAGCCAAGUCUGAAAGGGCGUUACUACCCUGUGAAGUUUGUGGGAAAGCCUUCGAUAGACCUUCGCUGUUGAAACGUCAUAUGAGAACACAUACUGGUGAAAAACCGCACGUAUGUAUGGUAUGCAACAAAGGCUUCAGUACGUCGAGCAGUUUAAACACCCACAGAAGAAUCCAUUCAGGGGAGAAACCUCAUCAAUGCCAGCAUUGUGGGAAGAGGUUCACAGCCAGCUCCAACCUGUACUACCAUCGAAUGACUCAUAUAAAGGAGAAACCACACAAGUGCAGUCUCUGUUCCAAGUCAUUCCCAACUCCUGGAGACCUCAAGUCCCACAUGUACGUGCACAGCGGCUCCUGGCCGUACAAGUGCCACAUAUGUUCCCGGGGGUUCUCUAAGCACACCAACUUGAAGAACCAUCUCUUCUUGCAUACUGCUAAGCAUCAAAGAAACAGUGCAAGAGACGCCACCUGAAUGGAUUCAAGACAGAUUCGUGCAUAAGUUACAUCUAUGCAGAUAUUCAAUUAUAAAUCAAGACUUAACAACGUCUUACAAAAUAUAAAAGUGUGAUAUUAGAUUAAUAAUUUAAUUAUAAGUGUUAUCUAUUUAAGUUAUAUUUAUGAUUUGCUUAUUUAGAAUUUAAAAUUAGGGAAAUAACAACUGAUAAUUCGGGGGCUUUUUUGAAAUGUAGUUUUUUUGUAAGUGUACAUUAUUUUUCGUUUUAUAAUUAUACGGUUUCAUGGACUUUUUGGGGGUGUAAAGUUUUUUUUUAAUUAUUUAUUUUUAGUAUCUUGGAGUGAAAAUAAGCGAAAUCAAUAUUCUGAUAUUAUUAUGUCCUUUAGUUUUA
This is a messenger RNA of Spodoptera litura, 1905 nucleotides long. RefSeq lists its product as uncharacterized. The record is from RefSeq and is a predicted model, not a curated record. Gene Ontology annotation, cellular component: nucleus. NCBI's taxonomy places the organism in Eukaryota, Metazoa, Arthropoda, Insecta, Lepidoptera, Noctuidae. Gene Ontology annotation, molecular function: protein binding; DNA-binding transcription activator activity, RNA polymerase II-specific; RNA polymerase II cis-regulatory region sequence-specific DNA binding. Gene Ontology annotation, biological process: regulation of transcription by RNA polymerase II.